GCCAACAUAUUCCGAGGGCCGUGGCAAACGCAAAUCCAGAUCCCGAAGCCAGCUGCGAAAUUCCACGCCCCCCAAAAGCCCAUAAAACCCACGCUCCCCCUUCCGCCUCGCCGAGCGCCAGACAGAAGACAGAGACAGACCCCCUCGGUCCAAAGCCGACGUUUUUCGCCAUGGAAGCCGCCGCUCGGGAACGGCCCGCCGCCCACCUUCCGCCGCCGCACUCGCCGGUGCAGAUGCACAUGCCGGCGCCGCAGGUGUCGGCGGACCCGUCCAACCCUUUCCCGACCACCUUCGUCCAGGCCGACACCACCUCCUUCAAGCAGGUGGUCCAGAUCCUCACCGGCACGCCGGAGACCGCGGCGGCAGCGGCGGCGGGAGGGGCCGCGGGGGCUCCUCCGGCUGCUGCUGCUGCUGGGCCGCCGUCUCGGCCCGCGCCGGCCCCCGCGGCCACGACCGGGCCCAAGAAGCCCGCCUUCAAGCUGUACGAGCGGCGAGGGAGCAUGAAGAGCCUCAAGAUGCUCUGCCCGCUCCUCCCUUCCGCCUUCGCCAACGGGGGAGGAGCCUCCUCCUCUUCCGCCGCCGCCGGCUUCUCCCCGCGUGGCUUCUCGCCGCGCGGCAUGGACGUGCUGUCGCCGAGCAUGCUGGACUUCCCCUCACUGGCGCUGGGGAGCCCCGUGACGCCGCUCCCGCCGCUGCCGGGGUCGGAGGAGGCCGCCGCCGCCGAGGACCGCGCCAUCGCCGAGAAGGGCUUCUACCUCCACCCGUCGCCGCGCGGCAAUGCCGCCGCCCGCGGCGACAUGAUGCAGCCGCCGCCCAGGCUGCUCCCUCUCUUCCCCUUGCAGUCGCCCACAGGCCGGCAGUGAAGGCGCUGCCGCUUCUGUCCUGGCCUGGCUAGGCUCGCUCCUCCUCCUUGGUAUGCUCUGCUCUGCUUCUGAUUGUCUCUGCUAAUUCAGCUAGGCUCAUGGAGUGCGUGCGAGGUCGAUUCGAUCCGUGGAUGAUUAUUUUGAUCCUCUCUUGAUCUCCCUGGAGCUCUGGGAGGAUCCCUGCCUGUAUGUCCCUGUGUUGUAAUCUUAGCGUUUGUAACAUCAACUUUGGCGCAUAAGAGGGAUUAAUUGAUCACCCAGUUUAAAUGUUGUU
This is a messenger RNA of Brachypodium distachyon (stiff brome), 1137 nucleotides long. RefSeq names its product VQ motif-containing protein 4. Lineage: Eukaryota; Viridiplantae; Streptophyta; Magnoliopsida; Poales; Poaceae. The record is from RefSeq and is a predicted model, not a curated record. Bases 171 to 863 code for a protein of 230 amino acids. The transcript has a single exon.